Mercenaria mercenaria is the source of this 6386-nucleotide messenger RNA. Its product is annotated as ESF1 homolog. The transcript has 14 exons. Gene Ontology annotation, biological process: rRNA processing. Gene Ontology annotation, molecular function: RNA binding. The record is from RefSeq and is a predicted model, not a curated record. Bases 131 to 2617 code for a protein of 828 amino acids. Lineage: Eukaryota; Metazoa; Mollusca; Bivalvia; Venerida; Veneridae. Gene Ontology annotation, cellular component: nucleus.
CGAAAAAAAAAAUAACUCCAUGAUUUUGCGAUAAAAAUAAAACAAGUGUAUCCAAAUUAUGCAUGCGUCUGCUCAUCCCGAUUAAUUACAUGCUGUUUCCGGUAUCUGAGAAAAUAAAAACUUGAGAGAAAUGGAUGACAUAUUGAGAGACAAGAGGUUUGCCCAUGUGGCUAAAGACCCGAGAUUUCGCAAAAUGCCAGUUGGUGAGCGGAAAGUGAAGAUAGAUAAAAGGUUUAAAGGAAUGUUUAAAGAUAAAAGGUUUAAGUUAAAAUAUUCUGUGGAUAAAAGGGGCAAACCAGUCAAUCUGACUACCAACGAGAAUCUGAAGAAAUAUUAUGAGUUAUCUGACAAGGAUAGUUCAGACAGUGAUGGAAAUGAAGAUGAUAAAGUUGAAAGACAUUCAACUGAUUCAAGUGAAACUGAAAAAGUGGUUAAACAUGAAAACAAUCUGAAAGGUACAAUCAAGAAAAAGAAAAAGAAUUUCAACAAAGCUGAUAGUAGAUCUCAGAAAAAAACAUCCUUGAAUAAACCCUUACAAGAUAAAUUGGGUUUUAAUGAAACAGAUGACACUUCUGAAUCAGACAGUAACAGUGAAACAGAUACCAAUAGAAAAGGAAAGAAAAACAAAGUGUCAUAUUCUACAGAUUCAAGAUUUCAAUCAAAGUUACUCAACACAAACAUUAAAACAGUCAAAGCCAGAAAAGAAGGGAAGGAUUUGAUUUUGAAUUCUGAUAAACCAAAUAUUGACAAUGAAUCAGAUGAAGAAAAGUUUGAAGUGGAUAAUGAUUCAGAUGAAAAUGCUUCUGAUGCAGAAGACUCAGAUUAUGAAGAGAAAAAACCAUUUGGCAAUGACAGUGGUGUGGACUUUGCAAGAGGGGAAGGAAAUAUCUACAGCAGUUCUAGUGAUGAUGAUGAUGAUGAUGAUGAUGAGAGUGGUUCCAACAGUGAUGACAGUGAUGGUCAAGAUGUGUCAAAAUUUGAUCAUAAAUGGGGUGAAGUAGAUGACAAUGUUAUAUCACUGGAAGAGGCGACAUUACGACUGGCUGUGUGUAACAUGGACUGGGACAGAAUGAAAGCCAAGGAUAUCUACGUCCUCCUUAACUCAUUCAAACCUUCUGAUGGAAUAAUCAAGUCUGUCAAAGUUUACCCGUCAGAGUUUGGUAAGGAGCGUAUGGCAGAAGAACUGAAACAUGGACCUAGAGAACUAAAAGAGCUCAAAUUAGACAGUGAUGAGGAAGAAGAAGAUUUAGUUAAUGAAGAAGGUACAACAUAUCACAGAGAGAAGUUACGUGAGUACCAGUUGAACAGACUGAAGUAUUACUAUGCUGUGGUAGAGUGUGACACUGUGGAGACAGCUGAUCAUAUAUACAAGGAGUGUGACGGUAUGGAGUAUGAGUCAAGUGCUACAAAACUCGAUCUCAGAUUUGUACCAGAAGAGGAGACGUUUGAUGAAGGUGAUGUGAGCAGUGUAUGUACAGAGGUUCCAGCCAAUUAUAAACCACAAUUCUUUUUUAAUGCUGCACUUUCACAGUCUAAGGUUGAUCUGACAUGGGAUGAAACAGAUCGUGAACGUGUGCAGUUGACAUCUCAACAAUUCUCAAACAAAGCAGAAGAAGUAGAAGAGGAAGACCUAAAAGCUUAUUUGGCGUCCAGCUCAGAUGAAGAAGGACCAGACUAUAGUGCAAUAUUUGGAAACAAUGAAGAAGAUGAAGACAGUGGAGGUGAAUCAGAUGACGAUAAAAAAUUGGAUAAAUACAAACAGCUUCUUACUGACCUAGAUUCUCAAGAGAGCAAGAAAAAACAUGAUAUUGAGAUGGAGAUUAGCUGGGAACCAGGAUUGAGAGAAGCUACUGAAAAAAUUGUGAAGAAAAAGAAGCAGUCAAAAGAUAGCACAGUUUGGGAAGAUUAUCUACAAAAGAAGAAAGAGAAAAAGAAGAAAAAGAUUGAAGAAAGGAAAAAGAAAAAGAAACCACAAGAGCAAAUGUCAGAUGAUGAACAGAAGAAGGAGGAACCAGUUGAUGGUGAUGUGCAGGCAUUCAGUGAUGAUGAAGUACCAGUAGAUGCUGACAUGGCUGCAUUUAUGGCAGAGGAAUCCUCUAACAAGAAAAAGAAAAAUAAAAAGAAGAAGAAAAAGAAAGUAGAAACAGAAGAAAAUACUGAAACUGCCAAAGAGAAGGCUGAAUUAUCACUGCUGUUGAUGGAUGAGGGUGAUAACAAGAAACAUUUCAAUCUCCGAGAUCUCGUGCAGGAAGAUGGGAAGAAGAAAAAGAAGAAGAAAUUGAAAGAGCAAAAAAAUAAAUUGGAGGAGGAUGACUUUCAGAUGAAUGUAAGAGAUCCAAGAUUUUCUGCCAUGUAUGAAUCACACUUAUUCAACAUUGACCCUUCAGCCCCAGAAUAUCGUAAAACACAAGGGACAGAGGCCAUUAUAACAGAGAAGAUAAAAAGGAGUGGAAAAAGAGAUAAAAACAAAGUGAGCUUGUCCAGUCAGGAGAAUGAGCAAGUGAAGAAACCAAAAUUAAUGGACAAACAAACUAUAAAGGACGAUAAUCUAGCUUCCUUAAUUAAAUCUGUGAAAAGUAAAACGAAACAUUUCCAUAGCAACAAGGCAAAAAGAUAGUGGAUAUAGCUUGCUUAAUUGUAUAUAUUUUUUAUGAGAGAGGGUUUUUUGUCUGUGAAGACAUAAAUGGGUUAGAGUGGACAAUUUCUCACUGAUUAUGACAGUGGUAUCAAAUAUGACACAGACAAGAAAAAACAUUGUUGAUGACCAGUUAUCUAUACUGCAUCUCUUCAAAUAUAGUUGUACAGAAGUAAAUAAGUUUUCAGUUUUUAUUAUGUCUCCCCCAGGAGACAUAUUGUUUUUGCCCUGUCCGUCCGUACGUCGGUACGUCACACUUCAUUUCCGAGCAAUAACUGGAGAACCAUUUGACCUAGAACCUUCAAACUUCAUAGGGUUGUAGGGCUGCUGGAGUAGACGACCCCUACUGUUUUUGGGGUCACUCCGUCAAAGGUCAAGGUCACAGGGACCCGAACAUUGAAAACCAUUUCCGAUCAAUAACUAGAGAACCACUUGACCCAGAAUGUUGAAACUUCAUAGGAUGAUUGUACAUGCAAAGUAGAUGACCCCUAUCGAUUUCGGGGUCACUCCAUUAAAGGUCAAGGUCACAGGGGCCCGAACAUUGAAAACCAUUUCCGGUCAGUAACUUGAGAACCACAUGACCCAGAAUGUUGAAACUUCAUAGGAUGAUGGGUCAUGAAGAGUAGAUGACCCCUAUUGAUUUUGGGGUCACUCUGUCAAAGGUCAAGGUCACAGGGGCCUGAACAUGGAAAACCAUUUCCGAUCAAUAACUAGAGAACCGCUUGACCCAGAACGUUGAAACUUCAUAGGAUGAUUGUACAUGCAGAGUAGAUGACCCCUAUUGAUUUUGGGGUCACUCCAUUAAAGGUCAAGGUCACAGGGGCCUGAACAUUGAAAACCAUUUCCGGUCAGUAACUUUAGAACCACUUGACCCAGAAUGUUGAAACUUAAUAGGAUGAUUGGUCAUGCAGAGUAGAUGACCCCUAACGAUUUUGGGGUCACUCUGUGAAAGGUCAAGGUCACAGGGGCCUGAACAUUGAAAACCAUUUCCGGUCAGUAACUUGAGAACCACUUGACCCAGAAUGAUGAAAUUUCAUAGGAUGAUUGGUCAUACAGAGUAGAUGACCCCUAAUGAUUUUGGGUCACUCUGUUAAUGGUCAAGGCCACAGGGGCCUGAACAUGGAAAACCAUUUCCAAUCAAUAACUUGAGAACCUCUCGACCCAGAAUGUUGAAACUUCAUAUGAUGAUUGUUCAUGCAGAGUAAAUGACCCCUAAUGAUUUUGGGGUCACUCUGUUAAGGCCAUACCAAAUUGAUAUGUCGUUCGUCGGAACUACCGCAUCAAUAACUUCAUUCCCGAGAAAAAAAAAAAAAUCACCCGCCCGCACGUACAUAAAAAUCUCCGAAAAAAAAAUUUUUUUCCCGAUUACGCGGUCCGGAAUAAUAACGGCAAAGCAGGUUUUAUCGCUGUUUUAAUGCGUCAAAGUGAUAUUGAUCGGAUUUCAUGCAUCCGUAAUACAUGUUACUGAUGACCAAAACUCAAAAAGUCAGGAAUUAUGGUGUUGUUCAUCAUUUGUUUUAAAUCUGGAGUGUCUGUGCUAGUGCCACACAUGGCCUUCGAUGUGUCGGUAGGUAAUGAAGUAGGCACGUUCUACUUUUGUUCAAUACAGUGAAAGGAACGAAGCACGACUUGUAAGACGUGCACGGGGAUGGAGUUAAAAAUAUUUGGAAAUAUUGUUCAGAUAUAGUUUUCAAACCAUUUGUUAUCAGUUGUUUAGUUCAGUAUGUUAUAUCUAGAGCCCAAAGCUGAGGCCGACUACUAUCUUAAAAAAAUGUUUGUUCACAGAUCCUGACGGACCUAUCACAUUGUCUAGGCCAAAUCUUUUUGAACGUAACUUCUUUAGUACAGCAGUCAGAUAUUCUAUUGAAACGCAUUUAGUCAAUUUAAAAAUUGUUUAGCUUUCCAAAUAAGUAGUGUAGAUAUAAAAUCUGUCCUUUUGUAACCCCAAUUUUGCCUGUUUGUCUAUUACUUGGCUGUGAAUUGAUAGAACGAAAAAAAAAACUGGAAAAAACAGACCUCCCCAACUCUAAAUUUCUAGUUCAGUCAAAGCAAAACAAACAACACUUUAAGGGUGGCCAUAUAACACUUUAAGGGUGGCCAUAUUUGGAUCAUUCUUUGUCAGUCUUGUUAUCAUUUUUGCCUGAAAUGAAUCUCCACCACAAAAAAACAUAAGCUAGCCUGAUCUGUUAAGAAAUUAUUCCAAAGGGAUUCGAGCAAUGCCGAAGCAUCUGUAUGACCAACUCUGUUUGGUCUCACUGGUCAAGUGGUUUGUUACUUCCCUUCACCUCUAUGGGUUGGAGUUCCACUAGGGGCACAAAGUUGUUCAUGUGCCGAAGCCAUCUAACUGUGCUUCAGAAGAAAUGUUAUUCCACACAUGUGCCUGUUUUGUCUUAAAUAUUCCUCAUGCUGUGCCGUUAAAUAGGCAGGCCUUCAGAUUAAUGUAGAAAAAUCAAAAUUAAAAAUAAGACACUCAUCCCUUAGAAAUUAUAACUAAAAAAACCAAAGUGAUUCAGUGAGGUUUUGCAAGAAUUUAUUUGCAAAAUCAUUCAUGUAGUCUUUAAAACAUAAUAGAAAAGCUAUAUACUGUGUUACCCACACUGUAAAUGUUUGAUUUCUGUGUUAUUUCUAAAGAAAUGUUAACUUCAUGUAUAAUCAUAACCGCCUCCUCAAGGGUCCAAGCUGGGAAAAAAAAUAAAAAAAGCCCGCUCGCUCCAUGUAAAAUCUACCCGCCUCUGAAAAAAUCAAAAUUGAGAAGAAAAAAAUAAAAUAAAAAUUUCGCUCGCCCGCUCCAAUUUUUUUUGAAAAUUUUCCGAAGAACUAUUAAUCAAUUUGGUAUGGCCUAAAGGUCAAGGUCACAGGGGCCUGAACAUUGAUAACCAGUUCCGAUCAAUAACUUGAGAACCUCUCGACCCAGAAUGUUGAAACUUCAAAGGAUGAUUGAACAUGCAGAGUAGAUGACCCCUAUUGUUUUUGGGGUCACUCCGUUAAAGGUCAAGGUCACAGGGGCCUGAACAUUGAUAACCAGUUCCGAUCAAUAACUUGAGAACCACUUGACCCAGAAUGUUGAAACUUCAUAGGAUGAUUGAACAUGCAGAGUAGAUGACCCCUAUUGAUUUUGGGGUCAGUCUAUUAAAGGUCAAGGCCACAGUGGCCUGUUCAUGUAAAAUCAUUUUUUGAAAAUAAGUUGAGAACCACUUGACCUACAAUGUUGAAACUUAAUAGGAUAAUUGGACUUGGAGAGUAGAUGACCCCUAUUUAUUUUGAGGUCACUUGAUCAAAGGUCAAGGUCACAGAAGCCUGAACAGUGACUUGAGAACCACUAGGCCAAGAGUGUUGAAAUUUAGCGGGAUGAUUUGACAUGCCAAGCAGAUGAUCCCUAUUGCAGCCAACCAUCAGUGUCUCUUUGACUUUGCUCCUGACCCCUAUUGACUUCUUGCCUAUAGGACUUUGCAUUGGGGGAGACAUGCGCUUUUUUACAAAAGCAUUUUCUAGUUUAACCAUUUAUGAAUUCGCGACGGGAGGGUCAGAAAUUCAAAUUCGCGAAGGUUCUAAUCUUAUUUUAGCCAAAUUCCAAUUCCGGAAGUCGUGAUUACAUUCAUUCCUAUUCUUUCGUACCGUAACGAUUUUAUGCACGCCAAAGACUUACACCUGGUCAGUAACAGUUAUUUCGUAUUAGUGAUUGUUUACUUUAUUCACACAAAUUGCUUUUGUUUGACUGAUAUUGAAUGAAAAGAAUCCUUUAUUCAAUUUA